Messenger RNA from Eptesicus fuscus (big brown bat), 4504 nucleotides. It is a transcript of the gene ADAM17, whose product is annotated as ADAM metallopeptidase domain 17. Gene Ontology annotation, molecular function: metalloendopeptidase activity. Lineage: Eukaryota; Metazoa; Chordata; Mammalia; Chiroptera; Vespertilionidae. Gene Ontology annotation, cellular component: plasma membrane. Gene Ontology annotation, biological process: Notch signaling pathway; membrane protein ectodomain proteolysis. The transcript is spliced from 19 exons. The record is from RefSeq and is a predicted model, not a curated record. The coding region runs from base 187 to 2670 and encodes 827 amino acids.
CUGGGAACGCAGCCUGCACUUCCGGGGCCUGCAGUCCGGCUCUAGUCUUCCUGUAGGCGGCGCGGGAGGAACAAUUGGCGUGAGGGGCCGGGCCGGGCGGAUCCCUUCCUCCCCCAAUGUGAGCGGCGUCCCGAACCCCCGUCCGGCCGAGGCUGCCCUGAGCGGCGGGAACGGCGGCCCGGGAACAUGAGGCCGUGUCUGCUCUUCCUGACCAGCGUGGUGCCUUUCGUGCUGGCGCCGCGACCUCCGGACCAGCCGGGCUUGGGCUCCCCGCAGCGGCUCGAAAAGCUUGAUUCUUUGCUCUCAGACUACGAUAUCCUCUCUUUAUCCAGUAUCCAACAGCACUCGGUAAGAAAGAGAGAUCUACACGCAUCAACACAUUUAGAAACACUACUGACGUUUUCAGCAUUAAAAAGGCAUUUUAAAUUAUACCUGACGUCAAGUACUGAACGCUUUUCCCAAAAUUUCAAAGUUGUGGUGGUCGAUGGUAAGAAUGAAAGCGAGUACAGCGUCAAGUGGCAGGACUUCUUCAGCGGACACGUGGUCGGUGAGCCUGACUCUAGGGUUCUAGCCCACAUAGGAGAUGACGAUAUUACAAUAAGGAUCAACACAGAUGGGGCAGAAUAUAAUAUAGAGCCACUUUGGAGACUAAUUAAUGAUACUAAAGACAAGAGAAUAUUAGUUUAUAAAUCUGAAGAUAUCAGGAAUGUUUCACGGUUGCACUCCUCAAAAGUGUGUGGUUACAUAAAGGCGGAAAAUGAAGGUUUGCUUCCAGAAGGGCUGGUAGCUGGAAAGGCACCUGAUGAGCCUGUUCACCGGGUAAAGAGAAGAGCUGACCCUAAUCCCAUGAAGAACACGUGUAAAUUAUUGGUGGUGGCAGAUCAUCGCUUUUACAAGUACAUGGGCAGAGGGGAAGAGAGUACCACCACCAACUACUUAAUAGAGCUCAUUGACAGGGUUGAUGACAUCUACCGGAACACUUCCUGGGACAACGCCGGUUUCAAAGGGUAUGGGAUCCAGAUAGAACAGAUUCUCAUUUUCAAGUCUCCAAAAGAUGUAAAACCUGGUGAAAGGCACUAUAAUAUGGCAAAAAGCUACCCAAAUGAAGAAAAGGAUGCCUGGGAUGUGAAGAUGCUGCUGGAGCAAUUUAGCUUUGAUAUAGCUGAAGAAGCAUCUAAAGUCUGCCUCGCACAUCUGUUCACGUACCAGGAUUUUGAUAUGGGAACUCUCGGAUUGGCUUACGUUGGUUCUCCCCGAGCAAACAGUCACGGCGGUGUUUGUCCAAAGGCUUAUUAUAGUCCAAUUGGAAAGAAAAAUAUCUAUUUGAAUAGUGGUCUGACCAGCACAAAAAAUUAUGGUAAAACCAUUCUUACAAAGGAAGCUGACCUGGUUACAACUCAUGAAUUGGGGCACAAUUUUGGAGCAGAACAUGACCCGGAUGGUCUAGCGGAAUGUGCCCCCAAUGAGGACCAGGGAGGAAAAUUCGUGAUGUAUCCCAUAGCUGUGAGCGGAGAUCAUGAGAACAAUAAGAUGUUCUCUAACUGCAGUAAGCAGUCCAUCUACAAGACCAUCGAAAGCAAGGCCCAGGAGUGUUUCCAAGAGCGCAGCAACAAGGUGUGUGGCAACUCGCGCGUGGACGAAGGAGAGGAGUGCGACCCGGGCAUGAUGUACCUGAACAACGACACCUGCUGCCACCACAACUGCACGCUGAAGGCGGGCGUGCAGUGCAGUGACCGGAACAGCCCUUGCUGUAAAAACUGCCAGUUUGAGACUGCCCAGAAGAAGUGCCAAGAGGCUAUUAAUGCCACGUGCAAAGGCGUGUCUUACUGCACAGGUAACAGCAGCGAGUGCCCGCCUCCCGGGGACGCCGAGGAUGAUACGGUGUGCUUGGACCUGGGCAAGUGCAAGGACGGCAAGUGCGUGCCCUUCUGCGAGAGGGAGCAGCAGCUGGAGUCCUGCGCGUGUAACGAGACGGACAACUCGUGCAAGGUGUGCUGCAGGGACCCCGAGGGCCGGUGCGUGCCCUACGUCAACGCCGAGCAGAAGAACCUGUUCCUGCGGAAGGGGAAGCCCUGCACCGUGGGCUUCUGUGACAUGAAUGGCAAAUGCGAGAAGCGAGUACAGGAUGUCAUCGAGCGGUUUUGGGACUUCAUCGAUCAGCUGAGCAUCAACACUUUGGGGAAGUUCCUCGCAGACAACAUCGUGGGCUCCGUCCUGGUGUUCUCCCUGAUCGUUUGGAUUCCGCUCAGCAUCCUUGUCCACUGUGUGGAUAAGAAGCUGGAUAAGCAGUACGAGUCCCUGUCCCUGUUCCACCCCAGUAACGUUGAAAUGCUCAGCAGCAUGGACUCGGCCUCGGUCCGCAUCAUCAAGCCCUUUCCGGGGCCGCAGACCCCAGGCCGCCUGCAGCCCCUGCAGCCCGCCCCCGUGAUGCCGUUGGUGCCUGUAGCCCCGAAACUGGACCACCAGCGAAUGGACACCAUCCAGGAAGACCCCAGCACGGACUCGCACAUGGACGAGGACGGCUUCGAGAAGGACCCCUUCCCCAGCAGCAGCACAGCCGCCAAGUCAUUUGAGGACCUCACGGACCACCCGGUCACGCGGAGUGAGAAGGCCUCGUCCUUCAAGCUGCGGCGGCAGAACCGUGUCGACAGCAAGGAGACCGAGUGCUAGUUGGGGGCGGGUGCCCGCGCUCUGCCCUGUGCGCAGUGUUCUUACAGGUUGGACCUGUCACUCCCAGGGGUCGGGAGGACCUGGGAGAAACAGGCAGUGACUUCAGCAGGUGCUGGUCACGUGUCUGGACUCUGGGCACACAAACUUAUGUGGUUGGGCCUUUCCGUGUGAACAGGUCAGGUGAAUCUAGCUUAUUUGGAGGCUUUCAGGUUUUAGUGUUCAUGUUUAAAAUAUCCUUCAACCUGUGGUGCAGAGGCGGAAGAUACAGCUGGAGUAGGUCAUAAGUAUUGACGUUUGGAUAAAGUAACCUUUGACAUCGAUGACGGCACUCAUUAGGGAGGGCGGUUUUCUUUCUCAUCAGGGUGAUGAGGGUGAGGCGUUGAGCGGUAACUCACGAGGAUAACUGGAACAGAGUGAUUUAUUUUUCUGCCCUCAGUAAAGACAAAGACAAAGCUGAGCUGUGCGUUAUCUCCACAGCAUGGGCCUGGUCCUCGGUCCGAGCCCGCGCUUACAGCGGAGAAGACCCACCCCAGUCAGGAGGGUUUGGGUUGGUUUCUUCAGAAUUCCGAGGUCAGUCCUUCCUACGGGUUAGCAGCUCGUUUACAGUGAGGUACAAGCAGCAGCCAGCUGCCUUCCAGCCUCCUGCCCGUGAGGCCGCCCUGCCGGCCAGUGUUCGUUUCCCACGUCUCUUCCUGGACCUCACGCUGUUGGCGCCUCCGGGGCAGCAGCAGCCGGCGGCCCACGGCACUGCCUUCCCGGGGCUCCCCGGUCUCCGUGUCCAUCCGCAGCACCGGCCUUCUAGCCGCUCCCCCAAGAAGCCUGGCCCUCCGGCGGCGGCCCCUUCUGGCUGAGGAGGGCUCGGUGCGGGGAGUGGCCAUGUCUCGAGGGAAGGGUCACUGUUGCCUCCAUAGGAGAGGCUGCAUUUGAUCUGGGGGCGCUUGGGGGCCUGCUGAGGGCCAGCGUCGAUGCUGGGUGGAGUCGGGGUGCAGUUUGGGAGGCUCCUCUCAGAUGCCUCACAGCUUGAGCCGUCGGCAUCCUGGGUGCCGGGCCGGGCUCCUCUCGGCAUCGCUGACUGCAGGGAGCGGUCUUCCUGGGGGUGGCCUCGGUGAGAUCCGGAGCUGGCCCGCUGCCCUGUUCACUCUUCGGAGCUGUAUUUUGGGGCCUCGGAGGCUGGGUGGCUCCGCCCAUGUCACACUGGGGGUCGGUACUGCUGUCCAGGCCGUCCGCCAAGUUGCUCAGGCCCGACGGGCUGGUCACCUUACUCCGUGGUCCCGGCUGUCCAGGCAGCAGACUCGGUGCCGCUCCGCGCUGGGACUGAGGGCCGGCUUUGCCGUGGUGAGGCCUGUCUGCCCCUAGGCUUGAGGAACCCUCCUCCCGCAUCGGCGUGGCCUGGGGGACAGCCCCUGCGAGUGAUGCUUAGACCCCGUGGUGCUGACUGCACGUGGCUUCAGGACUCUGGACGGAGCGCACUCGCUGUGUGAAGGAGAAGUCAUCGGGGGUUCUGACUUCCUUACAAUUCUAGUUAAAAGCUUCUCCCCUGUAAGUCCUGAAUGUGCUCAUCAGCCAACAUGUUUAAUGAGUAACUUAUAAACUUUGAGGGCAAUUAACCAAACCUGUGACAAAUGGUGUCUUUUUUCCUAAGGAUGUUUGUUACACAGAUACCUGUUACACUAAUACUUGAACUUGUACCUUGUGGUUUUGCUGUCCUUUAGUCACAAUAUUCUUAUUUUAGUUACACUUUUGGAAUCUGAUGGAAGGUGAGUGGGUGUAUGUGUGAGUGAAGCAGUUCCCCGCUGAAUGUAUCAAAACCAUUUUUUUAUAAAAUCGACUUUUU